GGGCCACCCGGACCAGCAGGACCCCCGGGACCGAAAGGACCUGACGGCGUACCGGGGGAAGCUGGAGGAGCCGGACAACCGGGCGCACCUGGACAACCAGGUACUCCAGCACAAAACAGAGCCGCAGUUCCAGGUCCUCCUGGACAAAAAGGACCCGCAGGGGCUCCUGGAGAGCCUGGAACACCUGGUGCGCCAGGACAGAAUGGACAACCAGGACCUCCAGGACCUCGCGGAAUGCCUGGCAGUGACGGACAGAAAGGUCCUGACGGCCAGCCGGGACAGUCCGGCCAAGCGGGCCGAGCUGGAACCGCAGGAGAGAGAGGUAUCUGCCCAACGUACUGUGCUAGAGAUGGAGGUGUGUUCUUCGAGAAUGGAACGAAACGAAGACGAAGAGGUAUCUGCCCAACGUACUGUGCUAGAGAUGGCGGUGUGUUCUUCGAGAAUGGAACGAGACGAAGACGACGAGGCUAA
Molecule: messenger RNA, 471 nt
Organism: Strongylus vulgaris
Lineage: Eukaryota; Metazoa; Nematoda; Chromadorea; Rhabditida; Strongylidae
Source: the annotation of a GenBank genome assembly